AUGGUCGAGGAUGAAGAAAGGUACAGAUAUCUGACACUGUAUGGCGCGACAUCUAUGGCAAGUCAUCCUAAUGGCCUCGCGUUUGACCAAAGAGAAAAUAAAGCCGUGAUGCAGAUGUCGAUACACGAUACUGACCUUAAGCUCAACGGACGCACACCAUGGUAUCCUCUCGAGGUGACUCUUUCCGCGUGGCUUGACAUGAUUGAUGUUGGGAAGAUAGAAGCGGAGGACGAUUCUGUUCACGGAGUCGAGGAGAAUGGACCUUGGAUAUGCAAUCAUCGGAACGAUCUCAUGGUGCAGGAGACAGCUGAUGUAUUCAAUGCUUUGGUGAACAGCAUGGAGACUCGGAUGCGAGAAGAAGGACUCCCAGUGCCAAAAACAUCGGAAUCCUUGCUCCCAGACUCUGUCUUGGAUGCGUCAGGAAUACCUCCCGAUUUUGCACGAUCAUUCGUUGCCAAAGCUCGACGCCCAGCAUUUACGCAUAUUGCGCCAGACCUCAGUGUUCCUACCACACAAUCGUUCGCACAGCAACCGUUCUAUCGUGGUCAUGAUCUUGAAACGGAGAGAAACUUCGACCAUACUUCGGGUGUGGAUCAAACCAAUACUUCUUUUCGCUUCCUCGAAUUCCUUUCAGCUCGCUGA
This is a messenger RNA of Aureobasidium namibiae CBS 147.97, 642 nucleotides long. RefSeq lists its product as uncharacterized. NCBI's taxonomy places the organism in Eukaryota, Fungi, Ascomycota, Dothideomycetes, Dothideales, Saccotheciaceae. The transcript has a single exon. The record is from RefSeq and is a predicted model, not a curated record. The coding region runs from base 1 to 642 and encodes 213 amino acids.